AUGGAGAUUCGAUGGGCGUUUAAUGCGUUGUCAUGGAAACCCACUAAACAGCAACUGCUCUCCGCCCUUUCCGCCGUGUCUCAGGAAGAAAACGAAAGAAUACAAAAAUUUCGUUUUCAGGAUGAUUACAAACUGUGUUUAAUUGGUCGAUUAAUGAUACGUCAUUGCAUAAAAUCAGCUCUCGGUAUUUCUUGGAAGAAUAUUAAAUUGCGAAGGAACGAGAAAGGAAAACCAGAGUUGGCCAAUAUGCUAAAAAGUAAUGAAACCUUUUUCUUCAAUGUAUCUCAUCAAGGUGAUUACACAGUGUUGGCCGCUAGUACGCGUCAAAAUGUCGGCGUGGACGUGAUGAAGGUGGUGACGCCUAAUAACACAGACAUUCCGUCAUUCUUUAAGUUGAUGAGACGACAAUUCGUAGAAGACGAGUGGAAUUAUAUCUAUAGCUUUCAAAAAGAAUGGCUGCAACUUAAAGCUUUUUAUAGAUUGUGGUGUUUGAAAGAAAGUUAUGUGAAAGCAAUAGGCACCGGCAUUGGAACAAAUUCUGCUGAAUAUAUGAUGUUUGAUGUCAAUACGAGAUCUCUAGAUAUAAACAGACCCUGUUCCGAUAGUGUAUUAUACGUUAAAAAUAUUAAAAAGGAUUGGACGUUUAGUGAAUAUCUUUUAGAUGAUGAUCAUAUAGUCGCUGUGGCAACAGGUCGAAAAGAACCAGUCAGCGUUGACCAUUUUGAUUUUUUAACGUUCGAUGAUUUUACUGAAGAAUUAGAAGCGGUUUUACCUAUAGAUGGUAACUGGUGGAAUGUGUAUGAAAGUAAAAACACAAAGAAAUAUUAG
Molecule: messenger RNA, 828 nt
Organism: Hydractinia symbiolongicarpus
Lineage: Eukaryota; Metazoa; Cnidaria; Hydrozoa; Anthoathecata; Hydractiniidae
Product: L-aminoadipate-semialdehyde dehydrogenase-phosphopantetheinyl transferase-like
Exons: 1
Coding region: 1-828 (275 amino acids)
Cellular component (GO): cytosol
Molecular function (GO): holo-[acyl-carrier-protein] synthase activity; magnesium ion binding
Source: RefSeq, a predicted model, not a curated record